Molecule: messenger RNA, 1188 nt
Organism: Penicillium manginii
Lineage: Eukaryota; Fungi; Ascomycota; Eurotiomycetes; Eurotiales; Aspergillaceae
Product: C2H2-type zinc finger protein
Exons: 2
Coding region: 1-1188 (395 amino acids)
Biological process (GO): regulation of transcription by RNA polymerase II
Cellular component (GO): chromatin
Molecular function (GO): DNA-binding transcription factor activity, RNA polymerase II-specific; RNA polymerase II cis-regulatory region sequence-specific DNA binding
Source: RefSeq, a predicted model, not a curated record
AUGGUCGCUCAACAUCCCGAUAACAGCUCCCAAGUCGCAGACCUCGCUAGCAUUAACGAGAUUCCUGGAAAUAUGCCUGCUCCAUCAAAGGAGAACAAGAAGGCCGAGGUCAAUGGCCAGCCCGCCGCCGCCAAUGGCAACAUCCCUCCUCCCAAAACUGAUAAGCCGAGACCACACGUCUGUACCACUUGCGGUCGCUCAUUCGCCCGAUUGGAGCACCUGAAGCGCCAUGAACGUUCCCAUACCAAGGAGAAGCCCUUUGAAUGCCCUGACUGUGCGCGUUGCUUUGCUCGCCGCGAUCUGUUGCUGCGACACCAGCAGAAGCUACACAUGACCUCCACUCCGUCCUCUCGACCCCGAAAUGGCCGUCGUGAGAGUACUUCUGGGGCCCCAGCUGGCGCGGGGGCCAAUAGGGUGCGCAAGAACUCCAUCGCUAACAACUCAUCAUCUUCAUCAAUGCGCCCCCGGGCCAACACCAUCAGUCACAUUGGUGGAUCCGCCUUAGGACUGGCCGAGGGAGCUAACCCAUCGUCCGCCCCGAGCCAAUCGGGUCAUGCAUACCACCCCAGCCUAGGAUCUUCGGUCGGCUCCAGCAUUGACUACAGGGGCUUCAGCUCAGGACACCCGCCUGUGAAUGGAUUGGCUAAGCUUGAAACAUCCGGACUCCCGCUGGACAUGUCUGGUAGUCUUCGGACGGCCCCCGUUUACGGGAGCUUCGACAUGGGCAUUGAUGGUAUGCUGAUGGGUCAUGGCAGCACAAUAAACCCCGCACAACUUCAUUUCGCAGGUUCCCCCCAGGGCUUUGGUGACUCCCCAUCUUCCCCAUUCGGCCACAAUGUCCACGGUAUGCACCCCGCAGCGGAUCCCAUGAUGGACGAGGAUAUGAACUUCGACUGGAUGAGUGGGUUCGACGCGGCUGUGGCGCUUGGAAAUGGUAACGACUCGGUCAUCGAUGAGUCGUCACCCUCUGCGAUGAGCACGGGUAGCCAGAGUGGGAUCAGCGAAGCCAUGCUCGAUGGCCCUAACCGCAUUCCCAUCUCCAACGGUUGGCACAACCCGUUCCCCGCACACCACCCAGCCGCCAAUCAAUUUGCAAUCGACUUCUCCCCGAACACCCUCAACGAAUUGGGUAUCCCCCCCAGAGACCGUGUCGCCGAAGUCGCUGAUGGCCCAGAAUCCUUUUGCUGA